This is a messenger RNA of Aureobasidium namibiae CBS 147.97, 3510 nucleotides long. RefSeq lists its product as uncharacterized. Lineage: Eukaryota; Fungi; Ascomycota; Dothideomycetes; Dothideales; Saccotheciaceae. The transcript is spliced from 3 exons. The record is from RefSeq and is a predicted model, not a curated record. The coding region runs from base 1 to 3510 and encodes 1169 amino acids. Gene Ontology annotation, molecular function: RNA binding.
AUGGCCCACUCCACGCGUCCCGAACACAAGAUCAACCUCGACAACCUGCCACAAGUCAACUUCCAAUCCCGCUCCGCCUCGUCCACGACUGCCAAUUCACCCAACGAGCCUCCCUCGGGCUCAGGCUUGAGGUACCCGCUAGGCAACAGCUUGGCCUCUGCUGGUGCCAUCGGCUUGGUCAACAGGUCUGGAGCUGGCUCUCCCUCGAAAGAAUAUGGUAGCCGUCUAUUUAGCAAGAGAGCUCGCGAAAUCCAGGCCCAAGAAGGCGUGAGCCCCCAGAUUUGGGGUCCGCCAACCUCAGGCAGCGGUCACUCGACACCUCUACGCGAAAUCAUACCAGAGUCGCCUAGCAGUGACAGCUUUCCAGACUUUGACCAAUCUGCUACCGAUCUAAGUGCCGCACCUGCUACCGGCCGCCGCGUGCGAGCAGGUACUGUGCCAUCGCGAUUUCCUCCUGUCGGCACUCUUGGUCACCAAUCUUCUCAGCCUUCGUUGUUGCCAAAGACCUCACGUCCGACGCCUUCCACCAGCCCUCUUCAGGCCACCAUUGGCACGCCUCCAGACUCGAGCACAGCCACAGCCUCCGCCAUCAACCCUUCUCAGAAGUCCCUGCUCUCACGCUUGAGAGCAGGUUCCAUGCCCCAGCGCCCCGCUCUUCUCAACAACACGCCCGGAGGCUUCGGGCCACCAUACUUUUCCAACGGAUGGACCUCUGGUCGGGAGAGAGCGUCCACGCUGCAAAGCAUUCGCUCUUCCGAUGGCCCCUCGUCUCCUGCACAUUCCUCGCGUGACUCUUUCAAUGACAACGAUGUCAAGACCCUGGACUACCUUGGUCUUGUCGAUACACCCCAGCCUGGUAGACCGCAUCAUUCUAACAUGAUCGGUGGCGUUCAAUCGGGCAUACCAGGUCCUACUAUUGCUGAUCUUGCCGCAUUGAACGCUUACAACAGGAAUGCAAACCGCUUCAGAUCCUACUCGGUCAACGCAAAGGAAAAAUACGCAGAUGAUGAGGAGGAUGACUAUGAAGCCUAUGCAAGCAUGUACGGUGUUCCAUCUGGAGCAGACAUCACUGCCGCACAAGCUCUGGCUGUUCAGGAGGCCGUUCGCCAGCACAACCUCGAGGUUCAAGCCUUCACAAAUCUGGCCAGUGCUAGCAGACCUCGUGCCAGGACUGCAGGUGUACUCGACUCCCCUUCUUCCAGGCUUCUUCGCAACUAUAUUCCCACCCCUUCGCGUCUGGAUAAUAGCAUCUCUGCAUCCGACUUCCAAGAGCACGAAGGUCUCGACUACAGUGGACUCGCCGAUGCUGUACAACAGAUGCACCUGGAUCAAAAGCCAAUGCUCGAUAUUUCUGACGACAGUCUCCUUGAGAACCCAACACGUGCUCUCUGGCUCGGCAAUAUCCCGCCCUCGACAACUGUCUCUUCGUUGAAUGUCAUCUUCGGCAAUUUUGGUCCCAUCGAGUCCACCAGGGUCCUCACUCAUAAAAGUUGCGGUUUCGUAAACUUCGAAACCUUGGAGAGCGCUGUUCAGGCCAAGUCUCAACUUAACAACAAGGAGAUAUUCCCUGGAGCUGGCCCUAUUCGCAUCGGCUACGCAAAGGUCCCAAGCAACACGGUCACUCCUGGUGCACCGGGUUCCUUCCACUCUCCCAGUCCUGAUCCAUUCGCUCGUGACAACCAGAUUGGUAACGCUGGCGACUCAGCCGGUCUCAAGCCAAUUAACAUCAACGCAGAGACUGCAGCUGCCGCUCUGCUCACCCCGAACCUCCGUGACAUGCGCAGCGAAAUCUACGGCAUUAUCCAGGAACUAGGUGCUAACAAGGAGGAACAAGUCAGAAUUAACACCAACGUCGAGCAAGCUAUCAGCUACGAUCUUUACCACCCUGAGAUUCCUGCUGUCCCAGAACCCAGCCCGAACCGUGUCCAUGAUGCCCCUCGCUUACGUGAGAUUCGGAAGCGCAUCGACAACAACAGCUGCUCACCCGCUGAGAUCGAAAACAUCGCCAUGGACAUGUUGCCUGAGAUCGCCGAACUCGCCUCUGACUACCUGGGCAACACGGUCGUACAGAAGCUAUUCGAAUACUGCUCGGAACCCGUCAAAGAGGCCAUGCUGCGCGAGAUUGCUCCUCACCUUGCCGAGAUUGGUGUUCACAAGAACGGCACUUGGGCUGCCCAGAAGAUCAUCGAUGUGGCCAAAACACCCGCUCAAGUCAACAUGAUUGUCGAUGCGUUGCGUCCCUACACACUGGCAUUAUUCCUGGAUCAAUAUGGUAACUACGUUAUCCAGUGCUGCUUGCGUUUCCAGGCUCCUGGCAAUGAUUUCAUCUUCGACGCCAUGCUUCAAAGGCUGUGGGAGGUUGCCCAGGGCAGAUUCGGUGCUCGUGCUAUGAGGGCUUGUCUUGAAAGCCACUUUGCUUCGAGAGACCAACAGAGAAUGUUGGCAUCCGCCAUUGCUCUUCACAGCGUGCAGCUUGCAACCAACACCAACGGUGCUUUGCUGUUGACCUGGUUCCUCGAUACUUGCACUUUCCCUCGCCGCCGAUCUGUACUCGCUCCCCGACUCAUCCCUCACUUGGUCCAUUUGUGCACACACAAGGUCGCGUACCUGACAGUGCUCAAGAUCAUAAACCAAAGAAGUGAAGCAGACGCUCGCGAAGCGGUUCUGCGCGCUCUGUUCUUCUCCCCUAAUGAUGCCGUUCUGCAAGACGUACUCAGUGAUUCGGCUUGCGGAGCGACUUUCAUCUUCAAGGUACUUACUACACCCUUCUUGGAUGAAAAGAUGCGCCCGGAGGUUUUGGAAAAUGUUCGCAAUGUGCUGCUGCGCCUCAAAGCACAACCUCAACAAGGCUACAAGCGAUUGAUGGACGAGGUUGGUCUUUCAACCCGUCAUGGAGGAGCAUCCGCUAGCCGUGAUGCUAGCCAAACCCGUUCCUCAUCGAGAGGUCCUGGUGCAAACGGUCAUAUGGCUCAUCUUGACAAUCAGAGUGUUUAUGGACGUCAGCAGUACGGAGGUAUGGCGCCUCAACAGCCUCUCGAGCACAUGAUGGGACCUACGCUCCAAAGAACCGCCAGCAUUGACUCCAACGCCUUCGACCCCUAUGGAAAUUCAGGCCUCAUGACCCCGGCCUACACGCAUAGUCCUGCGAUGUCAAACAUUUCACCAGUCACGCCUCAGCAGAUGCAGUAUCAACAGGCCAUGCUCGCCCAACAGCACGCGGCAGCUCAGAGACCUGGUGGAUUUUACCCUCCGAUGAAUGGUUUCGGACCUGGAGGCUCUCAGAUGAUGGACCCUUAUGGAAGAGGAAGCCUCAACGCCUCGCCGAUUGCCGCUCCUGGUGCACAUGCGAUGCAGAACGGAUACGGUCCACCAGGAUUUAACCCCAAUGUGGGCAUGGGUGGAUACCAGUAUCCUGUAGGCUAUUAUCCUCAGCAGCAAGGUCAGGUUGGUGGCGGUGGGCAGCGCAGAGGACGUGAGGGCGUCAAAGUGUUUUGGGCGGAAAAAGCGUAG